Staurois parvus is the source of this 512-nucleotide messenger RNA. Lineage: Eukaryota; Metazoa; Chordata; Amphibia; Anura; Ranidae. The record is from the annotation of a GenBank genome assembly.
AUGUACAUACACAGAAAUACACACAGACACAUGUACAUACAUACACAGACACAUGUACACACAAGCACAUGUACGUACAUGCACACAGACACAUGUACACACACACAUACAUGUAAAAUACACGCAAACACGUACAGAUUACACACAUGUACAUACACACAGACACUCAUGUACAAUUGUACAUGCAUAUACAGACACACACAAACACACACAUGUACACGUACACCCACACACACCCCUCCCCCAUAAAAAGUUGCAGUACUUUCGUUGUUCACUCACAGAGUCGGGUACUGCACUCUAGGGGGAGGCAGAGAGUACAAGCACACACUCCUUGCUUUGCUUUCACUGCGCUCAGCUAUUGAGCAGUCUGACAGCUCCCAGUGCCAAUGACAGAUCCGGCCUGAGCUCCGAGCCUGCUCAGCAAGAUGGCCCUGGGGGACACACUCGCCCCCACCAUAAUUUCCACUCGCCAUUGGCGAGCAGCAGAGUGGAAAUUUCAAGCUGUGCCUUAA